AUGGAUUCGAUUGGAUGGAUCGUCUUCUUAACGUUGGUCUCCAAUGGCUUUCGUGUGGUACAAAGCCACGCUUACUUGGCAGAUCCACCGAGCCGAAACCUUGUGCGGGCGCAGGCAGGGACGGAAGACUGCCCGCAUUGCUUGAACUCCAACGGUCCAGACAACGUCGCCAAGCUGGGCAACAAUGUUUGGCCCACGCACCUGGCUCCCGAGUCGCAUGGCCUCUGUGGUGAUCCGGUACAAGGCCAUUCCCAACCCCUCAGCCUUGAAGACGAGGAGUACCUGGUGCCAUCGGCCGUGCAAAGGACAUACACGGCCGGGAGCGUUGUAGAGUUCCGCGUGGUGGUCUCGACCCAUCACACAGGCCAUUACGAGUUCAGACUCUGCAACAGGGUCCUUGACACAACGCUCCAGUCCAGUCGCGAG
This is a messenger RNA of Symbiodinium necroappetens, 426 nucleotides long. Lineage: Eukaryota; Dinophyceae; Suessiales; Symbiodiniaceae. The record is from the annotation of a GenBank genome assembly.